Molecule: messenger RNA, 1947 nt
Organism: Acanthosepion pharaonis
Lineage: Eukaryota; Metazoa; Mollusca; Cephalopoda; Sepiida; Sepiidae
Source: the annotation of a GenBank genome assembly
AUGCAAAACUGGGAUGCAGCACUUGACGAUUUGAACCGACUUCGUGAGUUUAUCGAUAGCAAUGCCGCCUUCAACUCUUCCUUGCAGUCUCUUCAGCAAAGGGCUUGGUUCGUUCACUGGUCUUUGUUUGUUUAUUUCAAUCACCCGAAGGGUCGGGACCUCAUCAUCGAUUUAUUUCUCUAUCAGACCAACUAUCUGAAUGCCAUCCAGACAGUGUGUCCCCAUAUUUUGAGAUACUUGACUACAGCUGUCAUCACUAACAAAAGCCGCCGCCGACAGGUACUGAAGGACUUAGUUAAAGUCAUACAACAAGAAUCGUACACUUUCAGAGAUCCAAUAACAGAAUUUGUGGAGUGCCUCUACGUGAAUUUUGACUUUGAUGGUGCCCAACAGAAACUGCGAGAAUGUGAAACCGUUCUUAUCAAUGAUUUCUUCUUGACUGCAUGUUUGGAUGAUUUCAUUGAGAAUGCUCGCCUGCUCAUCUUUGAAACUUUCUGUCGCAUUCAUGAGUGCAUCAGUAUCAGCAUGCUAGCCGAAAAGCUGAACAUGACCCCAGAUGAAGCUGAACGCUGGAUUGUCAACCUGAUCCGCAAUGCCCGGCUUGAUGCAAAGAUCGACUCCAAGCUUGGUCAUGUGGUCAUGGGCACUAAGGCUGUGUCCCCCUAUCAGCAGCAAAAUUGGUCUUUGCUUUUCUUUCUUCUUUUUCUUCUUUGCUUUUCUUUCUUCUUCUUUUUCUUCUUUGCUUUUCUUUCUUUUUCCUCUUUUUCUUCUUUGCUUUUCUUUCUUUUUCCUCUUUUUUUUCUUUGCUUUUCUUUCUUUUUCCUCUUUUUUUUCUUUUUUUUCCUUUUUUUUUCUUUCUUUUCUUUUUCCUUUUCUUUUCUUUUUUUUAUUUUUUCCUUUCUUUGCUUUUCUUUCUUUUCCUCUUCUUUGCUUUUCUUUCUUUUCCUCUUCUUUGCUUUUCUUUUCUUUUUUUUCCUCUUCUUUGCUUUUCCUUUUUUUUCUUUCUUUUUCCUCUUCUUUGCUUUUCUUUCUUUUUCCUCUUCUUUGCUUUUCUUUCUUUUUCCUCUUCUUUGCUUUUCUUUCUUUUUCCUCUUCUUUGCUUUUCUUUCUUUUUCCUCUUCUUUGCUUUUCUUUUCUUUUUUUUUUCUUUCUUUUUUCUUUUCUUUUUUUUCUUUCUUUUUCCUCUUCUUUUCUUUUUUUUCCUCUUUUUUUUUCUUUUCUUUUCUUUCUUUGCUUUUUUUUUCUUUUCCUCUCUUUUUUUUUCUUUUCUUUUCCUCUUCUUUUUUCUUUCUUUUUGUUUUUUCUUCUUUUUUUUCUUUUCUUUUCUUUCUUUUUUUUUUUUUCUUUCCUCUUUUUCCUUUUUUUCUUUUUUUUUCUUUGCUUUUCUUUCUUUUUCUUCUUCUUUUCUUUUCUUUCUUUUCUUUUCUUUUCUUUUUUUUCCUUUCUUUUUUUUUUUCUUUUUCCUUUUCUUCCUUUUUUUUCUUCUUUCUUUUUUUUCCUUCUUUUUCUUCUUUGCUUUUCCUUCUUUUUCUUCUUCUUUGCUUUUCCUUCUUUUUCUUCUUUGCUUUUCCUUCUUUUUCUUCUUUGCUUUUCCUUCUUUUUCUUCUUUUUUUUUCUUUUUCUUCUUUGCUUUUCUUUCUUUUUCUUUUUGCUUUUCUUUUAAAUCCUCUUCUUUGCUUUUCCUUCUCCUCCUUCUUUUUUUUUUUUCUUCUUCUUUUUCUUUUCUUUCUUUUUCUUCCUCCUCCUUCUUUUUUCUUCUUCUUUUUUUCCUUCUCCUCCUUCUUCCUUCUUCUUCUUCUUUUUGCUUUUCCUUCUUCUCCUUCUUCUUUGCUUUUCCUUCUCCUCCUCCUUCUUCUUCUUCUUCUUCUUUGCUUUUCCUUCUCCUCCUCCUCCUCCUCCUCCUUCUUCUUCUUCUUCUUUGCUUUUCCUUCUCCUUUGUCUUACUGA